Messenger RNA from Dendronephthya gigantea, 2941 nucleotides. RefSeq names its product ankyrin repeat and LEM domain-containing protein 1-like. The record is from RefSeq and is a predicted model, not a curated record. Bases 57 to 2021 code for a protein of 654 amino acids. Gene Ontology annotation, molecular function: protein binding; endonuclease activity. NCBI's taxonomy places the organism in Eukaryota, Metazoa, Cnidaria, Anthozoa, Malacalcyonacea, Nephtheidae. The transcript has 6 exons.
AUUAAGAUUUUUUUAAAUUUAGCCGUAUUUUUAUACUUAUACUUUUUACCUGUGCUAUGAGUACAUAUAUUUUACUUCUUGACGCUGUAAGAAGCAAGAAUCUAGGUUUUCUAAAAGAUUUCAUCAAAGAUGAAAAAAAUUCUGAUUUUAUUAAUCUAAAUGAAUCCGAUGAAGACGGAAUUACUUGUCUUCACGUUGCAGCAGGAUUGGAAGACAACGCGAUUUUGGAGUGUCUCCUUGACCAUGGCGCUGCGGUUAAUUGCCGGACAUCAGAGGGCCUUACCCCCUUGCACAUUGCUGCGAUGUGGGGUCGUAGCGAACAGGUACGGUCGCUUCUUGCGCGCUCCGCAGACAGUUCGAUUGUCGAUGCAAACGGCUGCAAUGCGUUCAUGUACGCGUCGAACUCCGAGGAGGAAGGCAGCCAGUCUUGCGUCGACAUCAUUUUGAGCCAUGAGGAGUGUAACGAGGGUUUUGAUCAACACAGCAACGCUGAACGUAGAUCAACCCCCGAGUCUAGCAUCGACUUUGAGCGCCUAAACAGCAGCCCGUGGGUCACGCCUCGACGACAGAAGAGGAAGGCAUUGAGGGGAAUGAAAAACAAAGAACUACAAGAUCUGUUACUGGAUGAAAGCACUUUAGAAAAUGGACACACAGCAAGCAGGGAACAUGAAGACAUUGAGGGGUUCCUCACUGAGUUGUCGAGCGCUGAUUCCUUUUCCUAUUCCACAAUUACCGGAAUCGAGGGCUCCGAAAAUAAGAGCUUGUGCUGUUCCGAUUUUUUGACGGAAUGCUCAAAUUCGGACAACUCUGAUUCAGGGUUGAAUGAAGUUAACGUUGGAGUGAGAAGGGACUUGUUUAAGGAUGACGAUGACGGUAUUUUAAGUGCGAGAUGUUUCGAGGUGAGUUGUAAAGAUGGCGCCGAAGAUGUUUACGAGACUGCAGACGAAGAUUUUGAUGGUGAAAGCGUAAGCAUAAGAAAAGACACUCAGGUUCAAGGUGAUGAUAACGAAGACAUUAGAAGGGAAGGCGAAAUUGUAAGAACGAUAAAUUUUGGGGAAUCUGUCGAAGAAAAUGUGCUAAAUAUGAAAGAAGAAAAAGAGCGAGAGGUUCACUUGAAUGAUACGUAUAGGAUCGAAGAUUGUUACCAGGAAAGCGAAGAAAAACAACCAUUGGAAGAAGAAACGGUUAUAUAUGAUUGGCGGGAAUUCUCCGUCGUCGAGAGGAAUGAAACCAUGGCGCAAAUUCCUGAAAGUUAUAAGAAAAUGUCUUUCCAGGAAUUACGCAGAAAAAUUAAUGAUCACGGUCAGAUUCCUGGACCUAUAACCCCUCAGACGAAGCUCUUGUAUAUGAAAAAAUUGUGGAGACUUGAUCAUGGAUUUGGGAUGCGUAAAGCGAAAGAAACCUCGCCGUGCAGUUGUUAUCCUUUGGAAACGAGACUAGUUUUAACGGGACGGAAGGAAAUUCCAGAUUGUGGGGCAUUAGAGCAAGAUAUAAUUAAAGAGUUUAAUGGAAAGAGGAAAGUACCAUGGCGUGGAGGCACUGAAAAGUCCAGUUUUAAUUAUCUUAUGCUUGAUCCACGCGUAACACUCGACCUUUCCCAACGGAUGAAAAAGAUGACAGCCAUCGAAGCUUUUCGAUGCUUCAUCCUGGCCAUAUUUUACGUUGGGAAAGGCAAACGUUCUCGACCAUACGCUCAUCUCCACGAAGCCGUGAAAUACUCAAAAAGCAAGGCUAACCAGAAAAUAGAACACAUUAUUGAAAUCUGGAAGGCGGGUUUGGGGGUGAUCUCUCUCCACCUUUUCCAAAGUGCGAUACCUGUUGAAGCCUUUACGCGUGAGGCUUGCAUGGUGGAGGCGCUGGGACUGUCCCAGUUAACCAACAAGAAGAAGGGAGAGUAUUAUGGGCUUUGUGGGAGGUUGGAUAUGAGUAAGAAGAGAAAAUUGGGAAUCUUCUUCUUGCAUAAAGCAUUUCAAAUCUUUUUACAAGAAGGCGAAAGACAAAUUCGUAAAGAAGAUAUCUAAAAAGCUCAGAAAUGUUCUCAAAAGAUGCAGAAUAUUUUGGCCACUGAUAUGACAGUCAAACUGGAUAGUCUCACGUUGAAGACGUGUUUCGGAUUUGGAGCCAUGCAUAUAGUCUGAAUACUUUGAGCAAGAAAAUUGCAAUUGUUAAUUGAAAAGUAGCCAUGUCGUCGCGAAUGUUGCAACCUUUUUUCAUCCUUUUUCCAAUUAACCAGAGUUAUGCAAUUUUGUUAUACGUAUUACAUCGCCUUUUUAUGAAAAGACGUGUAGCGUGGUAAUUUGGCAUAUCUAUAGUGACAAACUGUAACUGACGUCAUGGUUUGUCCAAUGUCCGCCAUUUUGGGUGGCAAAUAUUUUACGGUCGUAUAAAAGCAAGAAAAACAACAUAAAAGCUAAAUUUUUAUUCUAGCACUGUGCUUACAAUUUUGUCUGCAUGCCAUGUCGGAAAGUUCCUAGAAAAACUGAAAUUCCUAGAAAUUGUAGCAAGCGGUGAAUCAAAAACGUUUGCCACCCAUGCUGUAAAGACUUCAUACCACAAGAGCUUACUACAAGACAAUAUAGCAAUUUUCUUGCCGACUAAUAAUGAAAAGAAAACCCCCAAGAAAAGUGGAAGUCGAACUCGUCGCUCGUGAAUAGUUGUCGAUCAUAAAUGAGUUCCCAUGCGAGGAAUAGGCAACUAGUUUGUUGUCGAUAACCAAGAAAUUUUAAGUCAGGUUAAACCCUUUCAUGGUUCUAAAUUUCUGCCAUAACUCCAUGUAAAUAGUGUAUAUCUAUAAGUUGUGUUAACACAUUACGGCCCUAAGUCUGGCCUGACGUUGGACUAAAAUUUUCAUGUGCGUCGUCAUGAUGUACUGAAGGUCAAAAUGCCUGUCCACUCUGCGAAAAUCUAAUCCAAAAUAACGCUUGUAGACAAAUCAUUUUUA